Molecule: messenger RNA, 677 nt
Organism: Lathyrus oleraceus (garden pea)
Lineage: Eukaryota; Viridiplantae; Streptophyta; Magnoliopsida; Fabales; Fabaceae
Product: UDP-xylose transporter 2
Exons: 3
Coding region: 1-672 (223 amino acids)
Source: RefSeq, a predicted model, not a curated record
AUGGACGGAAACGAAGAAGAUUCUAGCUCUCAGGUUAUUGAAGUUUACAAGCAUGAGGAGAAGUCCCUAGGAAGUGGAGUUUCUGACCCUGCAUUACCAACUCUUGGUGCUGAUCAAUACCUUAAGAAGAACCGAUCACCAUACUUAAAGGUUGUAUCAGCGAUGUCCACCCAGCUUCUUUAUCAAUCAUGUCCAUACCAAGCAACAACCCUGUUAAUCUCUGGUCCCUAUCUGGAUAAACUUUUGACCAGUCAAAAUGUAUUUGCUUUCAAGUACACAACGCAAGCGACGGUUUUCAUAGUUCUUUCAUGCCUCAUCUCAAUUUCUGUCAAUUUUAGCACAUUUCUUGUAAUUGGAAAGACAUCUCCAGUCACCUAUCAGGUUCUUGGACACCUAAAGACAUGCCUUGUAUUGGCAUUUGGUUAUACUUUGCUCCACGAUCCAUUCAGCUGGAGAAACAUCAUGGGUAUUCUGUUGGCCAUGGUUGGGAUGAUUCUAUAUUCUUACUAUUGUACUCUUGAGAAUCAGCAAAAAGCCGUUGAAGCUGCCACACUAGCAUCCCAGGCAAGGGAAGGUGAAUCUGAUCCUCUAAUUAAUUUGGAAAAAGGAACCAGCGCUGUGACUGACAGUGUUGGACAUAUGUCCCCUGUAUGGAGCAAAGACAAAGACUAAGAUGU